AUGUCAGAGAUUAAAUCGAAGCAUCAAAAUGAUGAACUCAAUGAUUCCGAAAAAUUCAGAAAAACCUUAUUCACAACAAACGGUUCUCGACCACAGGAUGCUGGUAAUGCUGAAAGUCGAAGUCACGAUAUCAGUUUAUCCCAAGAAUCUGAAUAUAAUCGUUCGUUGUAUGAGCAGGGUAAAGCUCACUAUUUGGGCAGUAGAACGCCGGACAUGCCACGACGUUCAUUCACUCUCGCAUCAACACACAAUCAGUACCUAAGUGAUACAGAAGCAGUACAACAACCGCAGUGGAGGAUACGUUCACCGAUGGAACGGUCAUCCAGUGCUGUAGGCAUUGACGGGUUUGUUAGUAUGAGACGUCGGAAAGCAGAUGAUAAUGUUAUCAGGGUGGAUCCUAAACCGCUACCACCAAUACCUUAUCCAAAAAAUUGCUCACUUUUAUCAGAACGAUUAAGACGUGAUCGAAGUUCACCACCCCAUUUGUCAUUCAAUUUUUCAGCAACCGAAAAAUAUUCAAUCCUACGGAAUUUGGGUGAUGUAAAAGCAACCACGAAGACAUCCAUGAAAAACACUUCAAAUGGGGGUAUCGAAAAUGAUUCUGUGCAGUUAACGAAUGGAAAUGCACCGGCGGUUGGUUCAAAUGAUUCCAAUAACGGUGUCAGUGGCAACGGACUUUGCUUUCAGUGCUGUAACCUUCAAAAACAGCUGUCUGAUUUAUCGUGCAGAUUAAAAGAAGCGACGGAUGAAAUGAAAAGUAAAGAAGUUAGAGAUCUAAGAAGGAAGAAAGAGGCGACAGUUGCUAUUGAUAAAAGUGUUGGAGGCUCAUGUGAAAUGCUUGAUGAUUCAACUAUUGAAACGAUGCAAGUGGAGAAAAAGGAUGCUGCCAAUGAUGCAUUGAUUAUCAAAGUUGAAGAUAAGAGGACAAGUGUAUCAUUAGCGGAUCAAAUUGAAAUGCAUUGGUAUAAAGAUACAGCCACUUCAGCCAUUCCAGAACCACAGCUUUACUCUAUUACAGUUACAACUGACAAAUUGUUGGCUUCUUCUUCUCCUCGAGAUACCGUAAUAGAUUCAUUAAGUGAGGAACUACUGACUAUUAGACGAAGAUGUCAUUUUGAAUGUGAUACUGGACCAGUAUUCACUAAUAGUUUGUAA
Cercopithifilaria johnstoni is the source of this 1155-nucleotide messenger RNA. NCBI's taxonomy places the organism in Eukaryota, Metazoa, Nematoda, Chromadorea, Rhabditida, Onchocercidae. The record is from the annotation of a GenBank genome assembly.